CAGCAUUCUGCGGUGCUCUUUUGUUUCCUUCGCUCUCUUCUCAUCACUUGUAUCACGCCACGACAUGCCCACGGCCUCAUGACCUACUCUCACACAAAGAGCGACUACAACACGUACUCGAUAGUCAUCGCUGUCCACCCAGAGAACGAACAGCCCCCAGACACCGACUGGCGCCUCGGCGAGAUCGAGGUCGACUGGAUCGACUUUACGCGCGAGAAGAGCCUCGACAAGGCGUGGGACGAGCCCGCGAUGGUUGACAAGCCGAGAACAUCGCAGGGAGGGAGCAGCAGAGCCGUGCCGGGGUCGCGGGCGCGCGGGUCGCUUGACGCUCCGGGGGGGAGCAGCAGCAGCCCGCGCACAAAGCCGCGCAAACGGACCCCAGAGCCGCCUGAGACCCCCGACGCGCUCUCACGCCAGCCGCUGCUCGCGCACAUCCCCGGACCGAACCCUGUCGAUACGACCGCCGCGACCGGCGUGUCGCAGUUUGGCCGGGGCGUCGUCCACCUCUUCAAGCACGAGCCCCCGCCUUCCCUCAUCGCCAGGCUUGAGGGGCAGAACGGCGAGAGCUCGCGCAGUGGGACCGCCGAGGGCGACUAUGCGGGUGAGCACGCCGAAGGAGAGGACGGAAGCCUCGUCGCCAUCCUCGCUGUGCCGGCUUGGAUGCGGCCUGCCGACCUGCUAGAGUUCCUCGGCGGCUGGGCCACGUGCUUGGAAGGUGUUCGGAUGAUUAGGGAGGCAACGACGCCAAAUCGCUCGAUCGUCAUUCUCAAGUUCCGCGACCCGCUGCAGGCGUCCGAUUUCAUGAUCAUCUUCACCGGCAAGGCGUUCUCGACGCUCGACACGCGCGAGACCUGCCACCCCAUCAGAAUCCACCAUCUUGUGCUCCACAAGCUGGAGGGUGCAGAGCCCAAGGACGUCGCCAUCCCUGCCUUCCCGCCAAGCGUGUACGCUUCUCGUGCGCGCGCCUUGCCAAAGUUGCUCCAUGGCGUGGACAGCAAGGGCCUGUACGAGCUCCCUUCGUGCCCCGUCUGUCUGGAGCGUCUCGACUCCACCGUGACUGGGCUCGUGACGCUGCCAUGCGCCCACACGUUUGACUGCGACUGCCUGCGCAAGUGGGGCGAUAGUCGCUGUCCCGUCUGCCGCGUCAGCCAUCUGCUGCUGUCUUCCGCGCAGGACAAGAAGCGGCAGCAGCAGCGUGACCGCGGCGAAGACAUCACGCGGUUCACCCAGUGCGGCAUGUGUGACAGCACAGAAAACAUCUGGAUCUGCGUGGUCUGUGGCGCGGUCGGCUGUGGCCGAUAUUCGAAGGGCCAUGCAAGGCGACACUGGGAGGAGAGCGGACACAUGCUGGCGAUGGAGGUCGAAACGCAACGCGUGUGGGACUACCAAGGCGACAACUAUGUUCACCGCUUGAUCCAGACACGAACCGACGGCAAACUCGUCGAGCUGCCCUCUGCUUCCUCGCUCGCGGCACACGCAGCCACCUCCUCACGCCGCACGAUGCCGCUCAACCGGUCGCUCGAGAACCUUGCCGGCCACAGCCACUCGGCUCCCUCGAGCGUGGCAGGCAGUGCACCGUCGACCCCCUCCGCCAUGAACCGCGCGUCGUAUUCGCAGGGACAUGAGCGCCGCGAUAGCCAAGUGAACGACGGGCCAUCAUCCGGUGACGCCGAGAAGAUGUCGACCAUCGAAUCCAUCACGCUCGAGUACAGCUACCUCUUGAGCUCGCAGCUCGAGGCCAUGCGGCAGCACUACGAGCAGGAGGCAGCGUCGCAGGCCGUCGUAAUCGCCAAGCUGCAGGCAGCGGCCGCGCGGACAAAGGAGGCCGAGGACGCGGCUGCAGUCGCCGAGGCGCGGCGCGUCGAGGCCGACAAUGCGCGGCAGAAGGCCGAGCAGCGUGCCGAAAAGGCGCUCCAGCUCAGCCGCAGCCUGCAGACGUCGCUAGGCAGCGAGAAGGCCAUGUCGGAGGGUCUCAACUCGCGCGUCAACAAACUCCGCGACGACCUGACCACCGUCCGCGCCGCACGCGACGCCAAGGCCGCCGAGGUGGACAGCUUGAACGAAACUGUCCGCGACCUCAUGUUCACACUAGAGGCAGGACUCAAGAUCCAGGAGGCUGGCGGAGAGGAGGGCGGCGAAGGCGGCGACCUCGUCGUCGUCAACAAGAAGAAGGGCAAGAAGAAGCAGUAAUACCCCGCAUUGUGCAUAGUACCAUCACCUGCUCAUGUAUCGUAUCGUGUAUCCAUAAGA
Molecule: messenger RNA, 2250 nt
Organism: Vanrija pseudolonga
Lineage: Eukaryota; Fungi; Basidiomycota; Tremellomycetes; Trichosporonales; Trichosporonaceae
Gene: ETP1
Product: RING finger protein ETP1
Exons: 2
Coding region: 79-2190 (703 amino acids)
Biological process (GO): Ras protein signal transduction; protein ubiquitination
Cellular component (GO): cytoplasm
Molecular function (GO): ubiquitin protein ligase activity; zinc ion binding
Source: RefSeq, a predicted model, not a curated record